AUGACAUGGCUUUUUGAAUUAAUUGCAUUUCUUGAUGAUAAUUUAUUAGCGUAUGUUAGUUAGUUAGUUUAAAGCUAUUUGCUCUUUGUAUCUAUCUAAUUGUGUAUUUUGAAUAUAAAUAUAAGCUCAUCUAAUAAUUUAGCAUAAUAGAAGUAUUUAUUGAGAUGA
Messenger RNA from Tetrahymena thermophila SB210, 168 nucleotides. RefSeq names its product transmembrane protein, putative. The record is from RefSeq and is a predicted model, not a curated record. The transcript has 2 exons. Lineage: Eukaryota; Ciliophora; Oligohymenophorea; Hymenostomatida; Tetrahymenidae.